Molecule: messenger RNA, 2697 nt
Organism: Enterobius vermicularis (human pinworm)
Lineage: Eukaryota; Metazoa; Nematoda; Chromadorea; Rhabditida; Oxyuridae
Source: the annotation of a GenBank genome assembly
AUGCGAGUGCAGAGAAUUGAUUAUCUCGAAAAAACUGGGUUUGGGCACGUUGACAUGGUGAGGUCUAGGCCUGUGUUGAAAAGAAGAGGAGUACUCAAAGAAGACAAGCAGAAGGUUAAACAGAGGAGGCUGGAGAAGCUUCUAAUUCGCCAUAAAGAAGGACAGAAGUGGUAUGAUUAUGCAACUGGUGAGCGUGCAGAAAGUGCCAACAAACCGUUAGAGGUUCAGAAAGCGGAGACUGAGGCUGAGGAAUUGUGUCGCCGGGAGUUUGAUAUUUUCACUCGAGUAAAGUUAAAAUUUGAAGCGCAGCAGAGUUCUGGUGAUGGUGAUGCCAAGUGGUUAUUAACCGUGCUGAAUAAGGGGACUGCUGCUGAUAAAGCAACAGCGUUGCAGCUAAUGGUACAAACGUCCCCAGUUCAUGCCUUUCUUUACAUUUCAUCGGCUGUUGGCGUUAUGGAGAAGAAAAACAUAAGAGAAGCUUAUUCUUUAUUAGGGCUACUUGGCGAUCUUUUCUUGAAAAAUCUUCUACCUCGGAACCGAAAGUUGAUUGCUUUUUCAUCUAGACCUAUAAGUCGCCUUGAAGAGCUUUCUAAGGGUAACCGUUGUGAAAUGGAACGUAGAUUGAUAUUGUGGAAGUUUGAGUCUGAUUUGAAGAACGUUUAUAGAAGGUUUAUCGCAGUUCUUGAAGUUUGUUGUUUGUGUUGGUUAAUUGGUCUUCGAGUUAUGUUCAAGAAAAUUACUGGAUGUACUCUGAAAAGCAUUAGUGUACAAGCAUGCCGAGUGGCCCUAAAUCUUUUGGCGGAGUGUCCAGAACAAGAGCAGAGUUUGUUGUCACUUUUGGUAAACAAAUUGGGUAGCCCUAAUCAGACAUUGGCUUCAAAGGUUUUGACUUUUCUUGUGGAGCUAACUUUUCGACAGCCAAAAAUGAGGGAGGUUAUCGUUCAUGAAGUCGAACGUCUUAUAUAUCGCAAGAAUGUUUCGGAACGUACUCAAUUAUACGCAGUUUCAUUUUUAUCUCAGAUUCAGUUGCGGAGCGGUGAAACAGAACUUGCGGAGUAUCUUCUUAAAAUUUAUUUUGGACUGUUUAGAACGCUUAUUAGUAGAGGAAAGGUUGAAGACAAAAUACUGGCCGUAUUAAUAUCAGCUACAAAUCGAGCGUAUCCUUUCAGUAACGGAAAUACGAGAAAGUUUGCAGAGGAAUUAGACCUCUUGUACAAACUAAUACAUCAGUCAAAUUUUGCAACAGCUGUGCAGACGCUUAAACUGUUGUCUCAGUUAUCUAGUGGUAACGAGAGUGAUCGUUUUUACAAAGCGCUUUAUCGGGUUUUGUUCUUCACAGGCUCUAGUGUUUUACUUCAUAAACAGAUGCUUGAUCUCGUUUAUCGUGUCUUGAAGACAGAUAGAGAUGAAUCGAGAGUAAUUGCAUUUAUCAAAAGAAUACUACAACUUUCACUGGUCCAGAACGCUGGGUUUGCAGCUGCUUCUUUAAUUGUUGUCUCCCGACUAAUUUCGGACCGUCCAGGCCUACUGAGAUUUGCAAAGAACUCUCAGGUUGCCAGUUCUUCACAGACGAAGGCAAGUUUAAUAAACGAUGAUGAAAAUGAGCAUUUCGAGGAUGUUAAAUUGCCUACAGAAUUUGAGGAUAACGAGGAAUUUUUGGGUGAAAAAUCCAAAAAAGAGAAGGAUUUGCUUUUAGUCCAAGGAAGCUGGGUUCAUGCAAAAAAUAUUGUUUUGAGGGACGAAUUGAGUGGUUAUGACCGAUUUGCUCGCGAUCCUUCAUUUGCGAAGGCAGAUUCAACAGUUUUUAGCGAAUUAUUGCUUCUUCAAAAUCACUAUCAUCCAUCAGUGUCGCUUUUCGCUUCUAAUAUUAUAAAAGGUAUUUUAAUUAACUAUGAUGGAGACCCUAUGGUUGAUCUUAGCGCAAUACGAUUUCUUGAUCGUUUUGCCUACAGGAACCCAAAGUCAGCUAAGAAGUCUGAAGGGACUACUGUUAAGAAUAUCUUUAAGAGGAAAGCUUAUACUCCUUUACUCGCUAAAUCCAUUGCUGUAAAUUCGAAAGAAUAUAUGGAGAAAGAAGCCGCUGAAAUUCCCAGUGACGAACAGUUCCUUCAUCGAUUUGCUGCAUCUAAAAAGUUUACCAAAAACGAAGUUAUUGAUGGCGAGAGUAAUGCCAGUGAUAUUGAAAGCGUAAAUUCUGAAGAGUUUGAAGAGUAUUUAGACCGUGUGGAAAAGAACAUAAAAGGUGAUGCUUUCAAUGUCAGUUUUGCUCAAGAGUUAAAUCGGGACAGAAAGUCGAUAAAGACCCGUAGAAGAAAGGGUUCCGUUAGCAAAAAUGCUGCCUCUGGCGAGGAAAGUGAUGAACUCAGCGAUGAUAGAUAUAGUGACGGUUUGGAAAGCGAGAUUAGUAGUUUUAAUUCAGUGGAAGAUAUUGAUGAAAAUUUGAACGAGGAUAGUUUGUCUGACAGUGAAUUUGUUGAGCGAGUAGGUUAUGCCGAAGAUGCUGCUAUAAGUGCAGAUAAGUUUGAUGAAAUUAUGGAAGAAGAAGAAGAAAAAAGGCAGUUUGGCGGGAAGAGGAAGGUCGCAAAACGUCGCAAAAAGGGGAGAGCUCUUAAUUAUCAGUGCGGAAGCGGGUUACCGGUUCAAGGGGUUGAAAUUUUUUAUUUUGGCCAUAUCGUGCAUAAUUCGGAAACAUACUAA